AUGGGGAAUACACUGGGUGUUGAAUGCUCCUAUAACCAAGUCGGCGUGACGAGCAUUCUGGUGAAGGAAAAAAUAAAGAAUAACCAAGAAUGGACAAUGAACGAUGUAGACGCGCGCCGAGGAAUCUUCUACUUGAGUGAGGAUACUCAGGCUCAGGUGGGAACGAAAGAAGAAAUUAUUUCUCACAGAAAGGACCAUAAUUUCAUCUCCGAUGAAGGAUCCCAAUGGAAAUCGGAACCAUCCACCCCGAAUGGGCAGUACCUCCAAAUGCAGAAGGAUAUAUAUGCUUAUCUGUUAACGAUAAAGCAUCUCAUUGUGGGCCAUUUACACCUGGUUGUACUGUGCCAAGAUAGAGAAAAAAACGAACACCUUCAAAUUGUACCGUCAAAAAUGGGUACCCACAUGGAGGAACCAUUCAAUGCGUAUCGUCAUUUCCUGAAGGACCAAUCGGGGGUAGCGCAAAAUAAACGGAAUAACCAAUUACUGGAUGAUCAAAUUGCGCAGAUUUAUUUCUUCACCAUAAAGAUAAGUAGCUUGGAUGAAGCUCUGUCCAAAUGCUCACAGAACACAAUCUCAAAGACGGUAAUAAAUUUUACCGGGAAGAGGAGUGGCUACCUUAGGAACAAGUUUUCCAAAUUAAAAAAAAUUAACAAGUUGUCCUAUCACGAAGAAGUAAAGUGCAUCAAUAGAGCAAUUGUUUUUUUGACAAAGUAUUGUCCGAAUAGUUUGUACAAAUUUGUGCGGGAGGAAAAUACACAUGUGGAAAAUAGGAAAAAGGAGGAGGAGGAGGAAGAAGAAAAUAAAAAUGGGCUACGAGAAAAAUACCUGAGCGAAAUGGGAGAAGGUCAUGAUGUAUACCCUUACCUACUCGUCAGUGUAAAAAGAGGAAUCACUUACCAUUUGAUUAACGCAAACAAUGUUGUUACGCGGGUUGGUUCAUGUUUCAUUUCGUACAAAAGUGUGAUCGGUUUGUUCUUUUUAAUAACGGGAAAGCAUUCCUCCAUAGAAAGAAUCUUUCAGCUAGCGAAACGUGGGAAUAGAAAAACAUUCGACAUGUCCGUUGGGGACAUUUAUGGUACCUCCUAUGGCAACGCCGGACUUAGUAGUGAUUUGACUGCCUCUUUCUUUGGCAACGCACAGCACAUAGUUGAUGCUAAGGGAUUGUUUGCACGUCCGACGGUGCAAAGGGAUGCCUUGGGCUGGGGUACGGACUGUGACUCCUUCGAUAGUCACAGCGACGAUGACUGCGACGGUGAUUAUUGCGCAGAUGAUCCUCAGGAGACUCCCCACUGUGCCGGCGGGAACCGAGCACAGAAGAUACGGACCGUGGUUAGAAAUCCGCUCUUCCACUCUCACAGCGACACGGAUGUUCCGCACGAGGGAGGCCUAACCAAACGGAAUAUAAAAAAUAGAAGGCAAAAAAAUAUCCUCAUGGUGAGUAGGAAAUGCCAAAGUGACCUCGAAGUGGACCCAAACCUCUACUCAGAUGGGGGUUUCCAUGGAGGGCGCGAAACAACUGAGCGUCUUCUGUUUGGUGGAAAAAUUUCCAGGAAAAAUGGUAGGAAGAAAAAAAAAUCCUCAAAAUGUUAUGAACACGUCAGGGGGGAAAUUUUGAACUGUCGAAACGACUGUGUGGAAGGUAACGCUGGCGAGAUUAACCAAUCCGAUCUAAACAGUAAAAACGGGAAUGAUUACCAACACGUUCAGGCGAACGUUCUGGGGGAAGAAGAAUUAGACGAAGAGGAGGAACCCAACAAAUACGAAUGUGACCUAUCCAGAUCGUUACUCUCGAUCGUAAUUUUUAACGCAGUCCAACAGGCUUACAUUCACAGCCAACUGUACAAUGUUAAGAACGUUUUUUUUUCGGGCUAUCUCCUUGACCAUUCCACUUGCGUGGGACUCCUGAAAGUGAUUCUGAAUUUUAUGUACCAUAAUAUACAGCAGCUCCAUUUUUGUACGUUUUCUUCGUACAUGAGCAGUUUUGGUAGCGCCCUGCAGUGCCUACGUUGGGACGAGACCAUCCCUUUUUGCUAA
Molecule: messenger RNA, 2034 nt
Organism: Plasmodium knowlesi strain H
Lineage: Eukaryota; Apicomplexa; Aconoidasida; Haemosporida; Plasmodiidae
Product: pantothenate kinase 2, putative
Exons: 1
Coding region: 1-2034 (677 amino acids)
Biological process (GO): coenzyme A biosynthetic process
Cellular component (GO): nucleus; cytosol
Molecular function (GO): pantothenate kinase activity; ATP binding
Source: RefSeq, a predicted model, not a curated record